GAGGGCUGUAACGUCAGAUAUCUUGCCGGAUCGACACAAGUUCAGGGAGGGUGGUAGUGUAUAGUCAAGUAACGAUAGGGCUAUUGAAGUUGUUGGUUAUGCCAUCAAAUUUUCCUGAAUGCUGCCACUAAAUAACUACCCAUGUUAAUUGUAACUCUUUAGUCUUGAAGUGUCACUGAAACUUGAAUACUAGCAACGUUGUAGCUCAGACUGGGAGCACUCUCAAGUGGGUUGACGUAGUAACCGUGUGGAAUGGCAGCUCCCCGGCCCAUUAAAGGUAUUCUGAAGAACAAAAAAAGCGGGGCGAGUAUAAAAAGGGCCCCCGAAGUCCCGGUGGAAAAUCCAGAGCAGGCAGCGCUAGGAAUAUUAGAGGACGACCAACAGAAGAAGUCGCAGAAAUGGGACGAAAUGAACAUUCUGGCCACGUAUCACCCAGCUGAUAAGGACUAUGGCUUGAUGAAGAUUGACGAGCCCAGUACGCCGUACAACCGGAUGGUGGGGGAUGAGGAUGACGAGGGGGCACUCAGUGACUCAGAUGGCAAUGCGGUCACGGUAGAUGACCUCGCCAGAAAGUUGGCUGAGGCAGAAGGCACAGAACCUCGCUUCAUGAGCAAGGAGGAGGAGGAGGAGGAGGAUGAGAGCAGUGAGGAGGAAGAGGAGGAGCUCACUGCUGAGGAGCAAGAGAAAAGGAAGCAGUUUCAGAUGAUGAGGAAGAUGCAUUAUAACGAAGGCCUUAACAUCAAGCUGGCCAGACAGCUUAUCGCCAGUGAGCUGGAGGAGGAAGAGGACGAGGAUGAGGAGAUGAGAGAUGACACUGAAACAGAAGACAUUAAUGUAGACCCACCUCAAGAUGCUGAUUCUCUGGAUUCUUAGAGGACGACGCAGAGAAAUUUUGCACCUGGACUCGGCUCAUGAACCAUAGGCACGCAGAUGCCCCACCGGUCUUGGCCGACACUGUUUCAGGACCCCCAACCCCCCAACCUUUCCAUUCCUCAUGCAACCCCCCAACCCCCGCCUGCCGAAAAAAUAUAGUCUGCAUUCUGUGAACUGCGCCAUGCAAAGCAUAUCAACUAUUGACCCCCCUGCUGGACAGUCCUGGCUUCUCCCUCUGUUGCCGUCUCCCUGUCAUCACACUGUGGGGCGUGAGCUGAAGAGUUGUGCUCAGACUGUUCUCAUCAAGUGAUGGCCCCCCUCCGCUCCGCUCCCCUCCCCUUCCCUCUCCUCCAUCCAUGCGUGAGCACAGGAGUGCUGCUUGCCCAAAGGCACGCCCUUAGCAUCACCACACUAUGCCCAGCCUGAUCAGUCGUGGCGUGCCAUGGUGUGACAUUAGGCUUUAAUGUGUGUGUGUGUGUGUGUGUGUGUGAUGUUUAAUCCCCCCCCAGCCACAUCCACUUUGUGUAACGCCUGAGGAUGCUCCUCCUGUGGUUAUGGGCAUGGUGUGGUCAGCCACUGAAUCGCCCAAAAACUGUCCCGCCAACCAUCUUUUCAUACAGACACUUUUUUGUUUUCAGUGACCUGUGUAACUACCCUGACCGUAAUCCUCAGUAUCAUGAUAGAUCCAUAGGCUGUCCCUGGUAACGUAACUGUGAUGUAUAGACAACGCAAAGAGGUAUCGAGGCUGCUUCCAGUGGGCAGUAAAUGGAUGAAAUACAGGCCUACCAAAGUGUAAUGCACUGAAGUCAAAUUUUUAGAAUUCCUGUUUUAGAAUUGAAUGGCCUUCUCAGCAUUCUUGAUUAAAGUAUGAUAAAAAGAACUGCACAUUUUCUUUCCAGGGUCAAGUACUAUAUAUUAUGUCGGUGUGUGUACAAAGGAACAAAUAAUGCAAUGCUUCAUAGCUUGACUACUACUGAUUGGUGAGACUGCAUUUCUGGAGUGUUAAUAGGCUACUCUUGAAUCUGCUGUUCUUCUGACAAAACGGCUCCAGUAGAUGGAUCAACCCAAGUGGCACAAUUACUUGUCUUAUUCUUUAGCUUUUCUGAUUAGCUUGUCAUAAUUCAGCAUUCUAAAAUAAUACUGAUCUAUAGUAAUUUAUGUAGAGUAUCUAAAACCUUUUCCUCUUUUUAGUAUAUUCUAAAACUAAUGCAAGGAACAAGACUCACAGUAUUUACAUACUGUCAGUGCAACAUGCUAUUCCUAAUUAGACUUGCAUCUUGAUCUUAAUGUUGUCCAUAAUGUUUUUAAUUGGAUGACUAAAUAUGUUUUCGCUUUUGUUUCUUUUCUUUUUUUACAUAAGGCCUAUAAUGGAGAUUCUACUUGUGUACAAAAAUAACCGAAUAUAUAAUUAAGUAAUGGCCUUGGAUAAAAAUUAACUUUUCCAUUAUCUGCUGCACUUCAAUAGUAACCUGCAGUAUAUGAUAAAUUCACAUCUUACCUUACCAAGAAUUAUAUACAUAGUUCUUUCAUGUGUACUUUCAAGGUAGUAAUUUUUUUUUCUCACACUGUUGUCAUCUUUGGAUUAGUUUUUAGGUUUUUUUGUGUGUGUGUGUGUGUGAUACUCUGCGUUUGAUUACAAUCAGAUGACCGGAGGUCAAAUGAGUGCUAGAUUUUAAACAUCAGUCUAAUUCCACAAGAAUUUAGCCAUUUCCCAGAAUGGGAGCGUGAAUAGGAUGGAUUUCAUGGGUGUGUGGGUCGGUGGGAGGUUCAUUGGGUGGAUUUCAAGUUAAGAAAAUAAUCAAUUGGUAAACCACCAUAUGUCUAUGGAUUUCAUAAUUACAUUAAUGUAUGAUUAGGGAUGAGGGGAAUCAUGAUGCCAAGGUCACAAAAUAUAAUGUAAGAGAAGAGAUGCAUGUAGAAGGACUGGUGUUCUUUUCUGUGGGCUAAUAACAUACAUGAGAACGUAAUGGGUAUAGUUAAGCUAAACUCUGAAAAGUGAAGGAUACUUAACCCACAGAUGUACAUGUUUAUAAAUGAAUGUUCAUGGUCUUUUCUUUAUUCUCCAUUCAGAGCUGUGGUGCCUGUUAUGUACCUCUUGGUUUCCGCAUUUGCUGUGUUUAUUUGACAGAUUAGGCAUUUAAUGUCUACAGAACAUGUUAUUUGUCCUCGUUUUUUAUCGGUUUUGCACGUUCACAGGAAUACGUGUGUUGUCUCACGUUAUUAAAAGAUGUUGAUAUUGA
Alosa sapidissima (American shad) is the source of this 3113-nucleotide messenger RNA. It is a transcript of the gene ppp1r2, whose product is annotated as protein phosphatase 1, regulatory (inhibitor) subunit 2. Gene Ontology annotation, biological process: regulation of signal transduction. Gene Ontology annotation, molecular function: protein phosphatase inhibitor activity. The record is from RefSeq and is a predicted model, not a curated record. NCBI's taxonomy places the organism in Eukaryota, Metazoa, Chordata, Actinopteri, Clupeiformes, Clupeidae. The transcript has 6 exons. The coding region runs from base 253 to 873 and encodes 206 amino acids.